Messenger RNA from Paramormyrops kingsleyae, 4075 nucleotides. The record is from RefSeq and is a predicted model, not a curated record. NCBI's taxonomy places the organism in Eukaryota, Metazoa, Chordata, Actinopteri, Osteoglossiformes, Mormyridae.
UUUUGGUUGUUUUAUAAAAGGUUGUACUGUGCAAGAACCGCGCGUUAUAUUCAACUUGUAUUACUUUUAACUGCGAGUAGUGUACGCGGUGAAUUAUGGUACGAUAAUUUUAAUAUUGCGUGAGGGAAAUAAAACCUAUUGUUCGUUUACGGUAUAUUGGGCUGCUCAGAAAAAAUAUUCGGAUUGAUAUUUGGGUUUUUAGCAUCUGAUAACAGUCUUUUUUAUAGAGAUUGCAGUGUCCGUAAGGGUAAUAGCCGGGUCGGACCCCACGCCGCUUUGCCCGGCGUUACGCUGCCAUAGUGCCGCCGGCCUCUGCCCUCUGCCCGCUUCAUAUUAGUGCCGCUGCCAUUUUAUAAAGUGCAACUUAUGUUAGUUUUCAAAAGUUAACCAGGUUGUUAUUAUUGCAGCCUAGGUUUCACAUUAAUUAUUAAUGCUUUCUGCAAAUAUUUCUCCUGCAGAAAAUGAUGCGCCAGGUUGCCAACAACAAUGACUACUGCAUGACUGGCAGGGCCUCCUGCCUGGCAGAAGAUGGCCGACACCCCGCGUCUCACUUUGACCUGUGCGCCUCGCAGCCUAACAAGUUCUAUCCACCUGCCCCGCCUGCAUCCCUGCAGCUGUCGCUGCCUCCGCUGCCUCCGCUGGCACAGAGCCCGCUGAAGGCCGUGUCGUGUCAGACGCUGGACGCCCGGAACGAGACUCAUCUCCAGGCAGUGGGGCUUAAAGCCAAUGAGGAGACUGAUGAUUCCAAGAAGAAGAAAGGCACUGGGAGGUCUGGGAGACGAGGCAGGCCUUCGGGGACCACAAAGUCUGCGGGCUACAGAACAAGCACUGGGCGCCCUCUGGGAACUACAAAAGCGGCUGGAUUCAAAACGAGUCCAGGGAGGCCUCUGGGCACUACCAAGGCUGCGGGCUAUAAGGUAAGCCCAGGCCGGCCGCCGGGCAGCAUCAAGGCGCUGUCUCGCCUCAACAAACUGGCCUAUGGGACCUGCAGUGGGGCUGCUUUCCCCUAUACAAUGAUGCAUAAGCAAGGCUUGUGCGAACCCUCUGGCAAGGAAAAGGAAGCUAACGAGUGAAGCCCGGCCUGUCCGUUUGCCGCCUGUCGGGGGGAGACGUGCGACUGUAUCCGUGGCUCUAUGGUAUAAAAGGUGUGUUUAGAUUGGCUGGUAUUUUACUGUCUACCAGCCUCAAAUGAAUCUUUUUUUAUUUUUGGUAUGUCAGUAUGUUAAACUUUGUGUUUAAAAUGAGAAUUACGAUGAUAUCACAUUAGAGAAGUUACUGUUUAUCCGCCACGGGACUGGUCGUAUUUGCAUUAAAGUUUGCUCAUUUUUCUUUUUACGGAAACUGUCAGUUGCAUGCUCGGUUGUGUCAGAAUGAGCGCAGUGCUGGAUAAAACGUGUUUGCACAUUUAUCAUUUAGCGUUAUGUUACUGCAGCAGACUGAGAAAGAUAUUAAACAGCAGUAAAUACUUUAGAUCUUACACUCCAAGAUAUUUAAUUGAUUAAUGGGCAUUUAUUUAACAUAAAUUCUGUAUUUGUAUAUUAAAGAAUAUUUUUCUGAAGAGUUUUGCCCUAAUAUACAUGUAUCUUUCCUUUGAGCAAAAUCACGUUACCACACUUCUUGAGUAUAACUAGUACGAUGGGAAAAAAUAUUGUGUAAAAACACUAUUUAAUCUGCAAAGUGCUUCAUUUUACUCCUCUUUGUAUAGGCUGAUGGGAUUUCUAAAAUGAUAGGCUUGUUUUAAUUAUGGCCCAUUUUGUGGCUUCAGAAUUCUCACACACUCCAAAAAUUUGCUGUGGUCACCGUUUGAUACACACUAGUUGAAGUAGGCUUUGAAUGACUUGUCAAUUUGUCGGUUGUACAUGACAAAUUAAGGAACCAUUACUCACUGUUUUUUAUGUGGAAAAGAAUCUUUAGGGACAAAAUACUAUGAGCGUAUGUGUAAUUUCUAAUGUUUCACCAGGUACUUUGAAAUUCACACGAAAGACUAAAAUAUGAGUAUGUUCUAGAUAUAGGUUACACCACAUCAAAAUAAAAAGAGAAAUUCGGUUAAAUUAUUGUCUAUUUACUGAAUUUUCACCUGUCAUACAAAAUAAAAUAUGAAUCAGGUGAACAAAGAGUUUUGAAAUCACUGCACAGUUAGACUGAGAAGUUCUUAUACUGUAGGAUAUGGACACGCUGGUCAUUAAUUUAGAGUAAACAUGCUGCUGUCUGUGGGCUUCAUAUUAUAAGUGUAUUAAUAUUUUGGGGGGAUUUUCAUAUUUCCCAUUCAUAUAUUCUUCUAAGGGAAACAAGUUAUGCUUUCACUUCCUAUAGUGACAUACACCUUAUAUACUUUUUUGUGGUUGUGUCUUAUUUACUUGGUUUUUAUUUUAUUUUUAUUUCGGUUCUUUGUUUAAUUUCUCCUCGUACUUCUGCUGGUGCAAUAUCGUGAAAUUCACUCUGCUGUCGAUUCCUCGUAUGAAAAUUUAAGGUUGGAGGCUAAUGAUGUUUUAAACAGUACAAAACUGUAAAAUCAUAAAAAAGGGUCAUAGGGUAAUCAGAUUAUAUUCCACUGUUAACGGUAUAUUUACAUUUUAUGCUGCUUUAUUCUGUGGUUUAACCUUCAUAUAUCUGUUUAUGUCUUUCUCAUUAUCCUUAUGGUUAUCAGUUAUUUGCUAAUCAUUGAAUGGUUCGUACCUUUCUUGUGAUGUUUCACUUUAAAGAACGUCCAACAUUUGUCUUGUUCAUCUAAAAGCUAAAUGUUAUUCUAAAAGUAACUGUAGGCACCCAAAGGAUAGGCAGUAAGCUGGAUCAUCAUUUAAAAGCUUCCCGUCUGUUUUUCUGUCUACCAACUAAAGAAUUUAAAAUUGAGCAAAUAAUACACCAUGAUUUUCACGUACAUCUCUGUGAUCUUUACACUUAAUUGAGCAUGAUGACUUGUAAAGCAGAUUCAGAGCAGAUGAACAAAAAUCAAUUUCCAUUCACAUCAUUUUUAUUAUUGACAUGCAUCGUUUUUUUAAAGGAGACUAUUCGGUUAGAACUAUGUUAUUUAAUAUCUGUCAGUAUGUCUUAAAGUGUGUGUAAUUUGCCAUUCAGAGCUUUUUCAAAUAACCGGCAGUUUUAACUGAAUAAAAAGCUAAGAAACUGCAGUGCUGAGGUGUAGUCUGGGCCGUCCACUGGAUUUUCCUGGAAUCGUUUGCUAUAUGGCUGCUAAGCUGCCUCCUUUAUUGUGCCCACAUCUGUCUUUAUUCAUAUAGUCACGUCAUUCUUUACUUGGCAUUUAUGUUGUUUUAAAAUGCACCUUUGUCUGUACAGUACAUGGUGCUGAAAUUUGCGUUGGGUUUGUUCCUCUUUCAACAUAUUACUGAUCCCAGGUCAUUCGCAUUUUGUCACAUGUAUUUUUUGUUCAACAGACUUUAUUGAUAUGCAGAUAUGAAUUCUUUCUAUUGGAAAUAUUCACUUACUGGAAUAUUCCAGAGGCGACACUCCUCUGUGGUCGGCUUAAGGGUUAGUCCAUAAAAGCCUACAUAUUUGUCAGCCUUGAGGCCAAGUUCUAAAAUGGACAAAGUGGAUCUUGUAGAAAGACCUGGAUGUAGUGUAAUGUUAAAAUGUUUAAAUUCCAUUAAAACACUGGUGAAUACAGACUUUGGCUGUGUUGUUUUAAGAGUUAGAAAAUAAACUAAAAACGACACCAAUUAAAUGCUCUCCAUGUGUGAAACAGAUCAUUUAGAGGGGUCAUUUAGAUUAGCAAUAAAUGAGAAAAAUGUAUGGUACGGUAAUGUAGUGUUGCUUAAGAAGCCAUUUUACUAUUACUACUACCAAAAAUCUAUCAUGCUUAGCCUCCUUACAAAGUUCUUCUUGGCCUAUGAACAGAAACUGCAAUGGACAUUGAUAAGCACUCUCCCAGCUCUCUCUGACAAAGACUUAUUCUCUCAACAAACAAUAAAUUUUUAACUAAAUGUUAUGUCAUGCAUUGUUAGCAGUUCAUUUGAUCAGAGACGGGACUCUUAUCAUCACAAAAUUGUAUUUUUUUCUUGCAUGAUUGUUAAGUGUGGAGAAUAUUCGUGUAAUAAACAUAUGAAUAUCCUAAACAUGA